AUGACUAAUCCUCCAACUAGUACAAAUAAGAAACUUAAUCUAUCAGUUACUUCAUCACAUUCAAAUACAACACAACAAACAUCAUCAUCAGUACCUGAUCGAAAACGUCCAUAUAACGUAUCCGUUGAUCCAGCACGAUAUCGUCGUGUACCUGAUCCAGAUGAUGCAACAGCUGUAAAAUUUGCUUGUUCAUUAUGUGGUAAUUUAUAUAAAUGGAGAAAAAGUUUAAAUAAACAUUGGAAAGAAAAACAUAACGACGAAAGUCCACCACCACUUGACGCACCUGUUACUAUUCGUCCAUCAAAAUCAUCAUCAAAUACAACAAUUCAAACAAAAAUAUCUAAUCGUACAAGUGAAAUGUUACCACAAACAUCAACAUCAACAUUAGUACCACCACCACCACUUCCAUCACUACCUCCACCACCACCUCAUCAUCCAGCAUUUCCAUUUAAUCCAUAUUCAUGGAUUAAUUUUGCAUCACGAACUGAUUUUCAACAAAUUUAUUCACCAUCAACAUCUAUAGAUCAAACAUCAUUAAAUCUUCCAUUAGAUUUAACAAUAAAAUCAACUAAAAAACUAACAACAACAACAACACCAUCAUCUCCAAUAUCUAUUGAACAAAAUCCAAUAAAAAAAUAUCAUCGUGAUAGUAAUAGUAGUAAUGAUGAACAACGUGAUAGUUCAAAUUAUAAUCAAAAUGAUAGUGAUAAUGAUAUUGAUGAUGAUGAUUGUCAUUCUGAACAUGCAUCAUCAUCAAGUCCACCAAAUUCUUAUGGACAAAAAAUAUUUAUUUGUUCUAUAUGUGAACAACGUUUUCUUGCUAUUGAAACAAUAAAUGAACAUUUUUUAAAAAAUCAUUUAAUGGAAUUAGAAAAUGAAAUAUCUGGUAAAUCGCCACCACGUAAUACAAAUGUUGCACAACAAAAUGAAGAAUGGAAUUUAAGUGAUCCAAUUAAUCCAUUAAAAUGUAUACAAUGUGAUUUUAUUGGUCGUUGGCCAACUGAAUUACAAAAACAUGCUGCAUCACAUUCAACAUCACGACCAUUUAAAUGUCUUGUUUGUUCAUUAACAUAUAAAUGGCGUUGGGAUUUAGCUAAACAUUGGGAUCGUGCACAUGCAUGUGGUGUUAAAGGUAUUAGUUUAAUAAAUCCAUAUAAAAAACGUGAUCGUGAUCAAGCACGUUCAAUGAUGGAAUUAACACCAACACCAUCAACAACAACAAAAAUUAAUGGUGAUCAUCAUUCAACAUGUUCAUCAAUAUCAUCAACAUCAACAAUUAAAAAAAAUUCAUUAAGAAAUUCUGAUGAUGAUGAACAUAGUCAACAUUCAAUUAUAUCGGAUAAUAAUGAUGAACAACAACAACAACAACAACAACAAAUUAAACGUAUUAAACAAGAUGACGAAAAAAUUCUACCAUUAUUACCAACAUUUUUACCACCACCACCUCCACCACCGCCAACAACAACAGCAACACCAAAUAUAUUUUUUCCACCACCAUCAUUUUUUUCACAUCAUCCAAUGUUUUCAUCAUUUCUUAAUCCAUCAUUAUUACUUCAACCAAAAUUUAAUUAUCCAUCACGUUCAUCACAAAUAUCAAUGAAUACAAAUUUAGAUUUAUUUAAACAAGCAUCAGCUUUUGUUCAACGAACUAAAUCACCAAAUUCAUCAAGAUCAUCAUCACCACGAACAUCAUCACCUUUACAUCAACAACAACGAAUGCAUGCUGUUGCUGCUAUGGUUGCAGCAGCUAAUGGAAAUAGUAAUCAUCUUCGUAAUCAACAUUCUCAACAGCAACCACAACCACAACAACAACAACAACAACAACAAAGAAAAUUUGAAAAAGAAGAAAGAAAUUUUCAAUGUCGAUGGUGUGAUUAUCGUGGUAGAUGGAGAAGUGAAUUAAUUCAACAUAUGAGAUGUCAUCAUGCUAGAGAUAAACCUUAUCAUUGUUCAGCUUGUCCAUAUGCUUCAAGUUGGAAAUGGGAUGUUCAAGUAAGAAAAUUAAAUUCGUUAUUUUUUUUUUGAAAUAUGAUCUAAACAAACAAAAAAAAAUGUUGAAGUAAAGAUCAUGUCAAUUGAUAUACGAUCAACUAAUGUCUUGUUGUAAUAUAUGAAUUACUUUCUUAACCUUUUUAUGGUCAGCGGUACACAUAUGUAUCACUUUUUUUUGACCAGAGAACUAUAAUGAAUUAGUGCAUAAAUGGGAUUCAUUUCUGGCUAUUCGAGUUAAAAUUCAAAGAAAAUGAUGUUAUAUACAGUAAAAUCUCUCUAUAGUGGACAUACUUCGGACUUUUCAAAAGUGUCUAUUAUGAAGAGGUUAAGUAUUUUUCAAGAGCAACGUCUUUUUCGAAGAAGUAGACAUGGUUUCUAGGCAUUUGAAGUAUCAGAUAAUUGGAGAUAGCGUGACGGAUAUGAAAUUUCUUCAGUCAACCAUUUGAAGCUUCGAAUAUAUCUAGUGGAUGUCUCAACUCUUCGGCAAAUUGCCUUGAUUUUUCUUGUAGAAUAACUCCUAAAAUGGCGAUCUAUUUAGAUCGUUGCACAGUAAAUCAUUCGAAGACGAGUUGAUCGAUACUUUGAUCAUUUUCAUCGUUAUACUUUCGUUUUAUGCCUUUGUUCUAGUUAGAAGUAUAAUCAGAGAAGAAUUCUUCUCAAUGAUGAAGAAUGUUUUCUAUACUACUUUUUAAUACAUUGUAUUUGUUAGCUAGUUUUCAUAUUGAUAAAUCACGACUAUUUUGAUUGUCUUUGAUUAGUACAAUCUUUUGUUCCAGAAUCGAAUCUUGUCGAUUCGACAUAAUGUUCUCUUUUUCUUAAUUACAGUAACAAAAUGACAUAAAUAUUUCAAUACGACAGACGUAUCUUUUUUUCGUUCAGCCAUCUAAUCAAUAAAGAAGAGUCACAUUAUGUUGUGUGAUCGAUGAUAGUCAUUGCGACAUUUUCUUUGAAUUUAUAACUAGUGUCCACUAUGCAAGGUUUUACUACAUUUUCUUUUUUUAGCUGCACAAUAAAUAAAGAAAAUGAGAAUUUGAACGAUUCUCAUAGACAGAAAAAAAGAAGAAUGACCUAUAUAUAUAUAU
This is a messenger RNA of Rotaria sordida, 3074 nucleotides long. The record is from the annotation of a GenBank genome assembly. Lineage: Eukaryota; Metazoa; Rotifera; Eurotatoria; Philodinida; Philodinidae.